Molecule: messenger RNA, 5990 nt
Organism: Linum trigynum
Lineage: Eukaryota; Viridiplantae; Streptophyta; Magnoliopsida; Malpighiales; Linaceae
Source: the annotation of a GenBank genome assembly
AAAAAUUGACUGUUAUCUUAGACGGUCAAACGCGUUGACUAACGGUCAACAUGCCACGUCACCGCCACGGUCAAUGUGCCACGCUCACUUAAUUUUUUUUUAUAUUUUCCACCUAUUACUAUUUAUCUUUUUUCCAGAAAAUCAUUUUUUAAUUUUUUUUAUUCAAAAUGAAAAAAAUAGUAAUAGGUGGAAAAUAUAAAUUUUUUUAAGUAAAAGGUGCUGACUUGGCGGUGGCGUGGCGCGUUGACCGUUAGUUGACUCGUUCUAACUACAACAUCCCAAUUGCAGGCCAAGUAUAAUCGGCAACCGGGUGUAGCAUAAGGCAAGCAAGCAAUAAGAAAUUAUCGUACCACGAGGAUCUAGACUUACCCUACUUCAGGUUUAUGGUUCGUUAUCUAGCUAAUCUAGGAUAUUGAUUAGGAAAACUAAGCUAACUAACCUAGACUAACCACUAACCUAGCUAUUUACAAGGUUUGGAGCUCCCUUGGGUGAAAUCCCCCUAUUUUCGACCUUUGGAUCGAUGUUGAGUAUCCUCUUAGUUCGAUCGACCCACUAUCCUACUGUUAGGAGAUGAACUCCCUUGGGACGGACCCGAAACGGUGAAGUGAUGGAUGGGUAGGUGCCUUAUUCAACCUAGGGCACCCCUAUAUCAUAGGAGAUCGAUCCAAUCGACUCCCUCGGGGAUUGCCCGGACGAUAUGGGGUGAGGAGUUGUUUCCCUCCUAGGUCAAAAGCUCGAUUGACUCAAUUACUCUACCGUUAGGAAACAGACUCCCUCGGGAAUGACCUGGAAUGGCGAAUCGAUGAAUGUGGUAGGCUCUAUUCAACAUAGGGCAACCCCAUAUCCUAGGAGAUUGACGGAAUCAACUCCCUCGGGGAUUGCCUAUACGAUAUAGGGUGAGGAAUGACCCGAAGACGCCAAUAAUGGGCUCUAAGGGGAUUUUCUCCCUCCUAGGUCAAAAGCUCAAUACAUGAAAAUGGGAACCCAACUAAUGUCAUUCAUGAAAACAUCCAUCAAAUAAGUAAAUCAUCAAUCAAACAUGGAAUGUGUCACAUACAUCAACAUUAAACCCAAAUCUAGACCUAGGGUUUUUAAACCAAGAGAAGAGGGUGAGUUUCUAGAGAUAGAAGAGAGAUUUUACAAAUUGGAGCCCAAGAUCUUCUUCUUCUUCUAGGCUUGAUUCCUUGCUUCCAAGCUUGAUCAAUGCCUUCAAUUAAACUCCAACAUCACUCAAGAACUCACUCCCUCUCUCUAGAACUCCCCUUUGGUAUUUUGGGUCGAAACCCUAGAGAAAGAAACUAUUUCCUCUCCAAAAACCAGCUUCCCUUUUUCUUCCUUCUGCUGUUUCCUUUUAUACCCAGAUCGAAGGUUGUUCACGGUCUGAACUCAAAGCCUAGAUCGUGAACUCGAACCAAUUCGUGUCGUUUCACUACAAUAUUUCACGGUCUGGAGCUGAAGUUUACGGUCUUACGACCGUGAACUGACUUGGCAUCAGUAACCUUUGAAACUCCUCUGGACGCCCUUUGUUUGACGGUUUGUGGUUCCAGUUCACGGUCCUGGCGACCGUGAACUUGGUGCUUGGACCGUGAACUAUGGCUGCUUUCCUGCGGUUACAAAUUGGAGCCCGAGAUCUACUUCUUAUUCUUCUAGGCUUGAUUCCUUGCUUCCAACCUAGAUAAAUGCCUUCAAUUAAGCUCCAAAAUCACUCAAGAACUCACACUCUCUCUAGAACUCCCCUUUGGCGUUUUUUCACUUUUGGCACUUUUCGACCGACUCGAAACUCGUCCUCGACCUUCCCACACGUGCUAGGACCUGAAAUGUAACAAAACAAGCCCAACCUAGCAUAAAAUAGGUCGAGGGACGGCGAUCUACUAAACAAAUAGGACAAGAAACGAGGGGUAAAAUGUGUACUUUUGGACCCGAAUCAUUAGUCAACUCAUUUGACCAUCCACGAUAACGAUCAAUUUUCGGGUUUGGCCAAUUUUGUUACUUUGUUGUAUAGUUUAGGCCAUGAUGUUAUAAAUCAAAAAGAUUGGCCAUGAUGUUUAUUAUGCGAAAAGUUCAGGCCAUACAAAUAUAUUAACCCUAAAACUAAAGGAAAGAAGGCUAACGGUAAAGCUGGCGCGACAGUAAAAGUUUAGGAGUUGCAGAUCUCAAGUUCGAUUCAAGUGAGGUCCGUUAGUGUUCUUGGAGGCAUGAGGCUAUUCAAGACGAAGCCCCAUUGGUGUCGAAAUUGAUUGUAGGUGGCCCACUAGUUUAGUAGUCCCUCCCUCUAAUACGGUGAAUGAGUCGAGCCGUACUAGACCGGAGGGACUAUUCCGGCGAGCAAGGAUAAUUUGAUUUGAUCACAAUUUGUUUUGAAACUUCCAUAUUUAGAAAAAGGCUGAAUUACACGUUUGGUCACUCGAAUUAUAAGAAUCUUUCACGUUUGCCACCCGAAUCAUUUUUGUUUCUUAUUCGCCACUAACUUUACGAAUCAUUUCACCAUUAGUCACCAACCGUUACACUCCGUUAAAUAUGUCAUACGUGACAAUCAACUUUAAAUUUGACCGUUAACUAGAUGACGUGGAAAUUAAAAAAAAUAAUUUAUUUGUCCAACUCAUCAUUCCACUUACUUAGUGUAUAUUAUUAUCAUAUUAUUUAUUUAAUAAAAGUUAAUUAAAUUACAAAAACAAAUAAUAUGAUAAAUUUAUUCUCCACCAGUCAAGAUCCGAUGGAGGAGAUUGUCGUUGUACGCAGCCGCCGAUCUCGGUACAUCUUCAGUGCCGUUCAUCUUCUUCUACCCUGCCACGAGUGUUGGACACGUGAAAGGUGAAAGGCGGAGAAAAAAACUCGCCAGCAGCAUCGUCGGACCGGUAAAGCGAUUGACGCGGACAGAGCAUGAGGAGGUCGCCGUCGUGGAAGACCGGCGUCAACAGGCACUUCCACCUUGGCGACCCGAUGCCAGUGUACAAAGAGAGAACUCUGCUAAUUGAACGUCAAUUGCUCUACAGCGGCGAAGGGUCCUGAACACCAGCUUGAGACGACGGUGCCCACGAGAAACAAGUUGCAGAUGGAAUGCAUCAAAAUAAAGACUCUGCAAAACAGUUAACAAACCAAGGCAGAGAUACCCAAACACAAACCAAAAAGUAGCCCUGCCAAUUCAGUAUAACCCAGCAAAAUGCAAAAUCCGAAAUUGAAAGCAAAGUAUUUACAAUCUGACCGGAAUAACAAAUUAGAGAUAACCUAACCACCGAUUAAUAGGAAACAACUUCGGAGAUAGCAGGAAACUGAACUUAGAUCUUAAACCAAAGGCCAAAUUGAAAGAGGAGUCGGCGGUGGCAAGGGGUACGUUCAGUGGCUGAGGGCGAAAAAAGCGUUGGCGGCAGUGCGUACGCUCAAAAUCUAACCGCCACCUCACUCUAUAAACAAAUCUUAGUCAAGCCUUGCUCGCCGGCCUUCCCCAUUCCCUUGCUCGCUGGCGUCUAUGUUCCCCUCUUCGCUCUAUCUCCGCUCGCUCAGACUCCGUUCCGGCGAGAUCCGAAGGUAACUAGACUCCAUUAACGGGAAAAUGAAAAUGUCGGCAGACUAAACCGAACGAGCUACAGACUACAGUUCUGAUUUUUCCUUUUCUCUUUCGCAAUUCGUUGAGAUUUAGUUUGGCUGUGGAAUUGGAAUUUCUCAAUUGCUGAUUGCUCGGAAGCAUCGAGCCAACUUUGUUCAAUCUUGUUGUAAACUAUUUGGAUAAAUAAUGUUGUUCAUGAAUUCCCAGCUGACUCUUCUUGAUUUUGCUUCCUCUCGAUUCUGUGAUUUGGAUGGUCCGGUGGCAAGGUAGAAGAAGAUGAACGGCACCAAGGAUGGACCGAUAUCGGUGGCUGCGACAAUCUUGUCCGUCUCAUAUUGACCGGUGGAGAAUGGAAUGAUGAGUUGGAUAAAUAAAUUAAUUUUUUUAAAUUUCCACGUCAUCUAGUUAACGGUCAAACUUUAUAGUUGACUGCCACGCAUGACAAAUUUAACGGAGUAUAACGGCCGGUGACUAAUAGUGAAACGAUUCGUAAAGUUAGUGACGAAUAAGAAAGAAAAACAAUUCGGGUGGCAAACAUGAAAGAUUUGUAUAAUUCUACGGACCAAACGUGUAAUUCAUCCUUUUAGAAAAACGUCACGCUUCCCAAUGUCAUGGAUCGUCUCGAUUUUAUCCGAUUAAUUGAAGUCAUAACAGUCCAACAAGUAAAUAUAACAGCUGAGCUGACUCCAUUGCCUAUUUGCCUUCUUCAUUACAUUCUCCUCCAAACACCAUCUCUCCCCCGCUCUCGCUCUCGCUCUCCAAUCGAUCAAAGUUUCUCUCUUUUGAUCACUCACUGCAUCACUCUCGCCUUCUUCCCGCGCCGAUCGGAAGAAAUGGAUUCUUCGCCAUCUUCAGACUCCAUUAAACCCAGAGAUGUCUGCAUUGUUGGGGUUGCUCGCACGCCCAUGGGCGGCUUUCUGGGAACCCUUUCUUCCUUAUCGGCCACGCAGCUUGGUUCAGUGGCGAUUCGAUCUGCUCUCCAGAGGGCCAACCUGGAUCCUUCACUUGUACAAGAGGUGUACUUCGGCAAUGUUCUGAGUGGAAAUUUAGGUCAGGCUCCGGCCAGACAGGCCGCUUUAGGUGCCGGAAUUCCAAAUUCAGUUGUCUGCACCACUAUCAAUAAAGUUUGCUCAUCCGGGUUGAAAGCGACUAUGAUUGCUGCCCUCGCCAUUCAAUCGGGUACUCAGGAUAUCGUUGUUGCUGGUGGGAUGGAGAGCAUGUCCAAUGCACCCAAGUACCUAGUUGAAUCAAGAAAGGGUUCUCGACUAGGACAUGAGACUGUUGUUGAUGGCUUGCUCAAAGAUGGCCUGUGGGAUGUGUAUAAUGACUUUGGGAUGGGUGUUUGUGCAGAAAUAUGCGCUGAUCAGCAUCGUAUAACUCGAGAUGAGCAGGAUUCUUAUGCUAUUCAGAGCUUUGAGCGUGGAAUGGCAGCACAAAACAGUGGUCUCUUCUCCUGGGAAAUCACACCGGUUGAAAUUUCAGCAGGAAGAGGGAAACCAAAGUCCGUAAUUAGUAAGGAUGAGGGAUUGGGAAAGUUUGAUGCGGUAAAACUUAAAAAGCUUAGACCGAGUUUCAAGGACACGGGCGGUACUGUAACUGCUGGGAAUGCUUCUAUUAUAAGUGACGGUGCAGCAGCACUCGUGUUAGUUAGUGGGGAGAAAGCACGCGAGCUCGGUUUGCAAGUGAUUGCCAAGAUAAGAGGGUUUGCUGAUGCAGCUCAGGCACCUGAGCUCUUCCCAACUGCACCAUCUCUCGCAAUUCCAAAAGCUAUCUCAAAUGCUGGCCUGAGCGCCUCUCAGAUAGAUUAUUACGAAAUAAACGAAGCAUUUUCCGUUGUAGCACUUGCCAACCAAAAAUUGCUCGGUCUCAAUCCCGAGAAGGUGAAUGCUCAUGGGGGAGCAGUAUCUCUGGGACAUCCACUGGGAUGCAGCGGAGCUCGUAUACUAGUCACUUUGUUAGGGGUGUUGAGGCAUAAUAAAGGGAGAUAUGGGGUAGCUGGGAUCUGCAAUGGAGGAGGAGGAGCUUCUGCACUCGUUCUUGAGCUCAUGCCGGCUUCAACGGUUCGGCGAUCAUCCUUGUGAAAUUCAUCUGAGAAGAACUCAGAAACAUUUAGGAUCAUAAUUCAUAGCAUACCAUUUCUGCCGUUCUUGUUUCUCUCUUUUUUGUGUUGCUCUAUUAAAUAAGCUCAAAGAUGGCAGAACUGUGGAACUUUGGACAUGGAAAUGCUAGCAAAAAUAAGCCUGUUUGUUCUUAGGGGUCGUUUGGAAGUUGCGAAUGUGUAAUGAAUCAUCAUAAUAUAAAUGCAUGUAUUGAUACAAUGGAUGUAUUUUAGCAAUACAUUGUUUGGUUGUUGAGAUUCUAUUUAUGUAUUGAUUUACAUAAAGUUACUUUUAUGGGGAAAUGUCACAUUUACUCUCAACUUUUAGAAUAAGACAAAAAUUAUUGG